UCGAGUAAGAGGAAAGAACUGUUUAAGGAGAGAAUUUAUGCUUAGUUUAGUUGUGAUUUUACAAGAUUGUAGUUGAGAGUUGAAACAAAGAAGGGAAAAAAAACAUAUUUUUAAUCUUUUUGCGGUGGCGUUGACGAUGGUCGGGCGGCCUACUAUUAAACCCCGGCCAUGCCAGAAUCUACUUGAGACGACGAAGCUAGCGGCGCCAAGAUCCAACGGAAUCUACGUAAUUCGAAGGCAGAUGGCGGCGGAGAGAGGAGCAGGGGAUGGCGGAGGCGCGUCGACGGCGCUGUUGCGGGGGGACUUUGCGUGCCUGUGGGAGAAGCAGGGGGAGUAUGUGGAUCGUCGCCGGGCCUUCCUCCGGAGCUACCCCUUGUGCCGCGAGCAGCCCCGCCGCCGCGUCCGCCGCCUCGUCUGGGCCCGCCUCCGCGACGCCCGCAGGCUGCCGCGCCUCUUCUGGGCUAAGCUCCGGGCAGCCUUCGCCGGCGGCCGCAGCAGCGGGCGGCGCCUCUUCGCCUUCCAGCUUCUUCCGCACCCCGGCGCUCGCACCGGAGGCCCCGCCGCCAGGAGCUAGCCAAAUUGGUAGGCGGCGGCGGCGGCAACAUCUUCUCUGCUUUCCUUGUCAAAAAC
Zingiber officinale is the source of this 630-nucleotide messenger RNA. RefSeq lists its product as uncharacterized. Lineage: Eukaryota; Viridiplantae; Streptophyta; Magnoliopsida; Zingiberales; Zingiberaceae. The record is from RefSeq and is a predicted model, not a curated record. The transcript has a single exon. The coding region runs from base 137 to 574 and encodes 145 amino acids.